Crotalus tigris (Tiger rattlesnake) is the source of this 2062-nucleotide messenger RNA. RefSeq names its product ciliary associated calcium binding coiled-coil 1 (gene CABCOCO1). Lineage: Eukaryota; Metazoa; Chordata; Lepidosauria; Squamata; Viperidae. Bases 667 to 1419 code for a protein of 250 amino acids. The transcript has 9 exons. The record is from RefSeq and is a predicted model, not a curated record.
UCUCAUUAUUAUUAUUAUGAUUAGACAUAAAAGCAGGCGUCUUCAAGGUUCCAAGCCUGUUACCACUACCUACCCUCCUUCUCUGUAAAGAUUGGAGAGCCACGAUUUCCCUCUUCUCUUGAGAGUUGAGCAGCUCGCUUCACGGUCCCACCAGGUGUAUAAAUGGGAUCCGGAGUUCUUCCUCCAGACCUUGAAUUGGGGCCAAGGUGGCCCUUCGGAUAACCUGCUCUGGAUCCAGGAAGGACCUUAAAGGGGGCAACAACAGCACCUUGAGUCUCACCUGGAAGCCAAUCAUCAAUCCACACAGCUCUGGGACCUCUGGAGUGCACUGACCCCUCUCUGGGCUGCCACCUUUUGCACCGGCUGAAGCUCCUGCAUGCUUCCCAGGGUCGGGGCGCCUCGCACACGGAGGUGGCCCGGGACGGGGGGGGGGGGUUGCAAGAGAGGUUCGGCAGAGACGGAGAGACAGAAGGCAGAGCCAGCCCGGCUUUUGCCCUCCUCCCCGGGCAUCCCUCGCGAGCGCCGAGCCCUUUCAGGCCGAGCAGGAUCCCCAUCGUUCGCUGGGGCCUCGUCCGCCUGGCCGGGCUGCAGGGAGGCGGCGCGAGGGCGGCUCUCCCGCGGGGGCUGCGUGGCCCGGCUGCCCGGCAACCCAGCGGCGGCGGUGACAUGGCGAGCAGGGCAGCUGGGGCGACGGAGCGAGAGCGGGGGAGCGGCCUGGUAGCGCUGCCGGAUGAAGACAAAAUUAAUAAAGAUGAUGAAGCCAUGGCUUGGAAACUUCUCUCACUUGCUGAGGUUAGCAUUAUGUUGGAACAAGACAUAGCAGGAGUUGAGAAGAGUCUGGAAGAGUUUCUGAAUCUGAAGCACCGACUGACUAAUUUGAAGGAAGCUGCAUUACUGGAUUAUUAUGUCUCUGGAUUUUGGUGGGCCAAAGGAUUAGACUUCUCAUCUGUGCAGAUUGGAGGGUUCUUGACUCUCUUGAAUUUGUUGCUGGAUAAUCUGGAGACCUAUCACAUGACCCUGGAAGAGAACAUCCAGGAACUUGCCAGCGCCAUGGCUGGCAUCGGGCUGAGCAAUUCGGAGAUAAGCAGCGGGUUUGAGUUCUUCACCAUAGAUCAAGCCAAAGCCAUCAUCAAUUACGUGAAGAGCAGCUUAUUCCAACAUUAUACAUUGUACGAGUAUCUUUUCCACAGUCCCAGGGAAGAACUGGUGACUGGAGAUGAGAAAGUGGUAGAGCUCGUCAUCCCGCACAGACCCCCUUGCCUGCCACCCUUGGAAGAAGGCUUACCCAUGACAAUCUACUCCAACUACGUAGCUCUGACUCCAGGGGAUGAGGAGAGGAGGAAGAGGAGGCGACCAAGGAACCAGAAAGCAUUCCUGCAGAAAAGCCAGCUGAAGAACAAGGGACUGUGGAUCCUUUGAUGGGCUACACCGUGGAGGACAUUCGCUCGGUUCUGGGCCAGCUCACCAACGACUUCAUCAGCAACAUCCAGUCUGAGAUCUACGAGAAGCUCCAAGUGCAAGAAGACACUUAUUCAGCAAGAAUAGAGAAGCUGAAGAAAGCCUGAAGCCGUCAGAACAGUGGACCGAAGGUCCUUGUGCUGGAGGGAGUCCGGAUGGCAGAGGCCUUAAGGAAGUCGGCAUUGGCAGAGGUGCCACUGGGAAGUCCACCAAGCCAAGAGAACUUGAGAGAAAUUUUGCUCCUCGUGCCAGGACUGAAACCUGGCAAAGUGCAUGUGUCCCUCUGGACUAUCCACACACCUUCUUGGAUUUGAAGUUUUGUGCCAGCUGCCACGUGCCAGCUGCUGCUCCCUCCCGUUUAACUGGUCUCCUCUCCCCUAAAUGUUUUUUAACUGUAGAUGUUCUUCCGCCUAAGCCAGGAAGCUUAUUUAACUUAAUAAAUUAAUGCUGCUUGGGGAACAGCAGGAGAUUCUGAGUUUUCAAAAAGGCCCAAUUGCUUUAUGGGUUUAUUAAGCUGCCGCCGUUUCUCUUCCUCUCCUGAAAAUAGCGUUUUAUUAGAAGCUUAACUCUGAAAUGUUGAAAAGGAAAGCACAGAGCCAUUACA